This is a messenger RNA of Macrobrachium nipponense, 480 nucleotides long. RefSeq names its product zinc finger BED domain-containing protein 5-like. The transcript has a single exon. Lineage: Eukaryota; Metazoa; Arthropoda; Malacostraca; Decapoda; Palaemonidae. The record is from RefSeq and is a predicted model, not a curated record. Bases 1 to 480 code for a protein of 159 amino acids.
AUGUCUACCAAUAUUGAGGAAAAUGUUCGUUGUAAUAAACUUCAGGAUGCAUACUUUGCGCUACAAGUUGAUGGAUCAACAGACAUGAGUAACAAAGCGCAACCACUGGCUUUUAUUCGCUUUAUUGAUGGUGAUAAAAUAGUAAAUCAGUAUCUUUGUUGCAAGGAAAUGCUUACCACUACUAAAGGUGAAGAUAUUUUUCUUAUUUCGAAUAGUUAUUUUGAGAAAUGUAAUUUAUCCUGGGAGUCGUGUGUUGGAAUUUGUACUGAUGGAGCUCCCUCAAUGAUGGGUUCCAUUAAAGGUCUUGCAUCAUUUGUAAAGCAAAAGAAUCCCAAGAUAAUAACAACUCACUGUUUCUUGCAUAGAGAGGUACUGAUGGCAAAAACACUGAGUGUUAAACUGAAAGAAGUUUUUGAUCAAGAUGUCCAAAUGGUAAAUUUCAUCAAGACUAGACCAGUAAAGGCUCGUAUACGUAUUUGA